Molecule: messenger RNA, 2061 nt
Organism: Trypanosoma theileri
Lineage: Eukaryota; Euglenozoa; Kinetoplastea; Trypanosomatida; Trypanosomatidae
Product: leishmanolysin
Exons: 1
Coding region: 1-2061 (686 amino acids)
Biological process (GO): proteolysis; cell adhesion
Cellular component (GO): membrane; cytoplasm
Molecular function (GO): metalloendopeptidase activity
Source: RefSeq, a predicted model, not a curated record
AUGCACAAUUCGUACACAUGUGCCGUGGUGGGCCGCUAUUCUUCGCAUCCCCCGGUGCUCACACUGCUGUUGCUGGUGCUGCUGUGCUGUACCGCCGGGUGCCUCGCCGCUAUUCCCCACCGCUGCAUACACGGCGAGAUAAGCCGGAAGAACAGGGCAACUGGGGUGGUGCGGGAGAUACCCCACAGAGGGCAGGGCGCGAUGCAGGCAUACACCGCCAGUGCUGCUAUAACCGAAGAGGAAAAGAAUAAACUAAACUGGGCGCCUAUCCGCAUCAAGGCAUUCACAAGGGAUCUGGACGACCCAUCAAAGUAUUGCUCAGGUAUUGGGGAGGUACGUUACGAUGCGUUGAACGACAUAAUAUAUUGUGGAGCCAACGAUAUAUUGACAGUGAGGAUGAAGAGAAUUAUCGUGGAGCAGAUUAUUCCCGAGGCGAUUAAAAUGCACAGUGAGCGUCUUUCCGUGGUGCCAACCGAAGGUAUUAAGGUUCCAAGGAUGAGUGGAGGGUACUGCGGUUACUUCAACAUCCCUGAGGAGCAUCAUACGGAAGGAUUGGUUGAUGCCGAUUUGUAUAUCUACGUCAGCGCCAUGCCGUCACGCGACACAGCCGCGUGGGCGGUUUCUUGCAGUUAUUUAAAAGAUAAGCGCCCCUAUGCUGGUGUCAUCAACCUGACUCCCUCUUAUGUGAAACCCACAGAUUCAUUCAUUCGCGUAAUGGUGCACGAGAUCGGACACAUUCUUGGUUAUGAUGAAUUUACGUUUGCGGCGCUGAAUAUCAUUGGUACUCAUACAAACGUUCGGGGAAAAAAAAAGGUGUGGAUCAUAAAUACUACGAAAUCGAGGGAUGUGGCGAGGAAGUAUUUCGACUGCCCCAAUGCCAGUGGAGUGGAACUGGAGAACCAAGGUGCCGCAUCAGCUCGUUCACACAUUGAGGAGCGGAAUGCAAGGGAAGAUUUUAUGGCUCCUGGGGCCAUGAUUGGCCGCUACAGCGUACUAUCACUGGCAAUAUUUGACAGCAUGCCAUUUUACAAGGCAAACUUCGACAAGGCAGAGCCGAUGAAAUGGGGCAACAAAUCCGGUUGUAAAUUUCUGGAUGAAAAGUGUAUUAAAGACGGUAAGAGUUCUUUUCCCGAAAUGGUCUGCGACACACCUUUUCCAAAGGUCCUGAACCUCUGCACACUCGAUCGUUUGGCUCUGGGGUACUGCACACUAAAAGAACAUGAUUAUGUCUUGGCUGAGGAAUACCGGUACUUCCCCGACAACAAUCGGUAUGGCGGCAGCAAUAACUUUAUGGAUUUCUGUCCCAUUGUUGGACGCCACCGUGAACCCUGGUGCACUAAAAGCUUUUCGCUAAAUGGUGAAGGAAGCUACGUCGGCCCGGACUCACGUUGUGUAAAAGGUGAAGGGCUCAAAUAUAUGAAAAGGGCUAUUGGUGAUGUGUGCGUGAAGACGGAUUGCAAUAAAGAGAAGAAGAAGUUGAGGGUGCAGUUCUAUGAGAGCCAAACGUGGUAUGAGUGUGAGGAGGGGAAGAAGAUCACGCCAAAGAGUUUUUAUCUCUGGUCUGGGAAUAUUAUCUGUCCCAAGUACGAAGAGGUAUGCGACGUGCUUCCCAACCUCAGCAUUGUUCUGGACCCACUGCCAGUCAAGGAAGACGACGACAACCCUGCUCCUGGGAACAUCACGUGGAAGAUACCUGAAUCCGCAAUGGAAGAUCGAAAUGAAGAGGGCGAAGUAAACCCAUCUGUUAAUGACGAAAGUGCUUCGCCCCAUACUUCUAAUGGUGCUGGCUCGCAGGGUUCCAUCACCCAUAACGAUCCAACAACAGGUACGACGGUUCGGGGAGAAACGAAUAUUCCUGAUGUGCACAUCGGUGAUCAUGACACAAUAAUCGACCCAACCGAAGCACCGAGUAAGAAUGUACAAGGUGGAACAACACACUUGCCUAACAACACUGCUGGUAUUACUCUGAAUAUUGGAGUGGGUGAUGGCAGUGUUACUGCUGCUGGGUGUGCACCCCUUCUGUUCCUCGUCGUUGCCGUCGCCGUGGCGGUGUCUCUGUGA